AUAUUUUUACCACAGCUGAUGUUGGAAUUAUUCUUAUCUAAUACGAUUUUCUUAUGAACAAUUGUAAUAAUUUAAAUAAUAUUUUGCCAGGAAUAGGAAUAUUUGGAUUAAGUGAUGUUUCUAGCAUAUCUGUGGCAAUUUUCAAAAAUUUAGGAUUCAAAGUUAUAGGUGUUUGGGCUCAUAACUCAUUAGAAUUAAAACAUUUUGCUGAAAAAAAUGAAAUUGCCAUUUUUUCAACUGAUCAGGAUCAGGUUUUAGUUAAUAAGGAUAUUCAAUUGAUAUGUAUUAUGACUCAACCCUAUUUUCAUUCCCAAAUUGCAACAAAGGCACUAUUUAUUGGAAAACAUGUUAUAUGUAUACCACCAGCUGGUUUAAAUGAAAUUGAUGCAAAAAAAAUUACCAAAGCCUCGCAAUAUUAUCCAACUUUAAUAUCAAUAAUGGCAUAUACUUUAAGAUACAUUCCAGCUUACAUUAAUUUAAAAAAAGCUAUGGAUAAUAAGGAAAUUGGAGAUAUAUUAACAUGUGAAUACAUAAUCCAUAGAUCUUUCUGCUCUCAGCUCGCAUCAAAUCUUUGUAAAACCCAAGAUCAAUCAAUAAUUCCGACUGCACACUCAGAUUGUUGGGUUGGUGAUAAGUGGAUGGGUGGUGGCUUGCUCAAUACUUUAGGCAGUCAUGCUAUUGAUAUACUUUCUUACCUACUUUCCGACGAAAUCAUAAGGGUUUGUAAUGGUGAGCCUAGGCAUCUUCCCAAUACAUCCUCUAGGGCAACAUACAUAAGCCAUCAUAAAAGCAAAAAACUAAUAAGGGAUGAAAAAGAUGUUUUUCCCGUUCUUAACGAUUCCUUGUGUGGCGAUAAUUUCCUGAGUUUCCAUGCCUAUUUCGGUAAUAAGGGAGUAAAUCACACUAGAGCUACUGUUAUAAUCAAUGGGGACGUCCAUCCUUUAUGUGAAAAGGAAGAAUUAGUUCUUGGGGGCGAAAAGGGCACUAUCAUAUACGACGGGAAAAGUGUUAAAUUAUAUUUGAAAUCUGUCCGAUUGAAAGAAGUUUCGCCAAAAAUGCCUAUAAUUUUGUAUAACGGUGAACUAGAAGCUAUUAAUGAAGACAAGUACAAUGGACUUUCUCCGAACUUAAAAACUUCUAAUGAGAAUGUCAAUGAAAUAUGUCUCGAUGAAAGUAUCAAACCUAUAUCCCUUAAAGAUAUAAAAUAUCCCCAUUUACCUAAUGGUUUUUUUGUCGGACUGGAAAAUAUGAUAAUAUCGAUUAAAGAAGCAUUUACAAGUUGCAAAAACGGUAACUGGGCUAAGCGAUCACUUUCAUCCGCUCUCAAUAUAGGGGACGGUCAUACCUUGCUGUACCUUAGACUCGUGAUCGAAGCUCUUAGAACCUCGCAAACAUUUAUAUCUUCUUCAUACUUACCUCACGCUGCAUACCACAAUUGUGGUAAAGCCAAAACUGACUCCUCCAAAAGUAAUAAUUUAAAAUCUGAGGGAAAUAAUGGCACUGUAAUUCAAAAUAGCUAUAACAAACCACUCACUUGGACAUCUAUCAAAUCUCAGAACAGGUCAUUCUCUGAGAUAGAUGAUUUUGAAUACGACGAAGAAAACAAUGGAUUUAGCAUUGAAGAUGGAAUUAAUAGCUUCGAGAUGGGUGUUCCUUGUGGAACGCGAAAUUUUGGCGAUGAUUUUUAUAAUAACGAUAGUUUUGAUUACGAUUUGGAUGGGUACAAUAAAAAAUUUGACGGGAAUGGAGAUUUUGAGAUUAUGGGGCAUUCCGUUUUACAGGUAAAUGCAAUUGGGGGCGAAGAGUUGGGAGUCAAAAAGAAGAAUGAAGGCUUUUAUUUUAUUUAGUAAUUUUUUAUUUUGCUUGUUCGAAUUUUUGAAGUUAUAAAAUUUGCUUAUCAUACGAUCUAAGUCUGAUAUAAAUUUCUUUUUUUUAAUAUUUAACUGUCACGAACACAAUGUUCAAUUAAUAAUUUAAAUUAAAUUAAUUUUUUAUUGUAUAUUUUGUGUUAUUUUAUAUUUAGAUAAUCUUCAAUUGUGAAAAAAAUCAUAUUCGCUGCAAUUAUUAUCGCUCUUUUUACAUUCUAUAUUAAAUGUUUUAUAGAUCAAAUCUCAAUACUUAUUUUUUUAUCAUGUUUUUUUAUAUAAAUUAAUGGAAAAAUAUAAAAUUCCUCCACAAUAAUUCCUCUAUGGUCAUGCAAUCUCAUUUUAAAUGAUCUACAAACAUUCGAUGGCAAUGACAGUUAUAGGUCGCUAAUUUGAUAUUUAUAUAUAUUAUUAUUUAUAUUUAUAAGCAUUUACUAUUUUUAUAUCAAUCACUAAUAAGUAUUAUAUCUAUUUUAGCAUAGACAAUUUUAAAUUCCUUCAGAUUUCUCUAAUAUUGACUUUAAUAAAACACUUUAUACACUUUUUUACUCUAAUUCAAUAAUAAUAUUUAUUAUAAAAAAAUAAAAUAUAUAUACACUUUGCAAAAU
Gordionus sp. m RMFG-2023 is the source of this 2473-nucleotide messenger RNA. RefSeq names its product glucose-fructose oxidoreductase domain-containing protein 2-like. The record is from RefSeq and is a predicted model, not a curated record. The transcript is spliced from 7 exons. The coding region runs from base 54 to 1847 and encodes 597 amino acids. Gene Ontology annotation, molecular function: nucleotide binding. NCBI's taxonomy places the organism in Eukaryota, Metazoa, Nematomorpha, Gordioida, Chordodea, Parachordodidae.